CAUAGUAAUGGCCAAUCAAAUCACUUCCUGCUCUGUGCAAAUAAGAGACUUCUGAGAACUCCAGUUUUGAAGUCUGAACAAACCAGAACUUUAAUCAUGAGAUCUCUGCUCAGGUUUAUCUAUAUCUUGUGUGUUGUUGCAGCAACAGGUUAUUCACUUUCUUGCCAGACCUGCAUUUCAAGCAGUGACAGCCCAUGUCAAGGCACAAGUGAAACUUGCCAGCGUGAUGAUGUUUGUAGGACUUUAUACAUAUUGGCAACCGCAGCUGGUAUAACUGUAAAAGAAGUGAAAACCAUUUCAUGUGCCCCUCGCAAGGGAUGUGAUAGACAUGGAAGUUUCCGUAAUGAUAUUGCACAUGUUAAAUUAGGAACCUCCUGCUGUGAUACAGACGACUGCACUCCUCCCAAACCAACUUUGCCAGUCAAUAACCCUCAACUGAAUGGAGUGAUCUGCAACACCUGCACAACUAUAACCUCAAACAUGUGUUAUUCUGAGGAUACCAUGAAAUGCACAGGAGAUGAAUAUAUGUGUGCUUCUUACUAUGCACAGAUGUCAGGAGGCAAUGAAACAAUUAAAGUGGCUGCAAAUGGCUGUGCUACUAAAAGUUUUUGUGACUUUGGAAGAAAUUCACCACACUUUGAAAAGGAUGAAUUUUCAAUUAAAUUCAGAGUUACGUGCACAAAUGACAAACAUCAGGAAUUAUAACUGUCCCAAUGUAUUGAAAAAACUGUAUACAAGGUAUAAAGGUAUCCAUUUAGUAGAGUAUCCGCAGCCACAUUGCUUUUUCAAUGAAGGAAAAUGCAAUUAUAUUUAGAAAUGAAUAGUGAUGGGCGAAUUUGCGGCAUUUUGCUUCGCUGAAAAAUUUCCUGCGAAAUUCACGAUACUACGAAAAAUUUGCGAAAUUGCGUCUAGGUUUUGAUGCUGGCGUCGGUUUUUUUAAGACGUCGGCACAAAUUUGCUGGCGAAAAUGCGCCGGCAUCCAAAAAAAGGGACAAAUUUCUUCGUUGGCGGCGAAGUGCUUGAAAUUCACCCAUCACUGCAAAUAAACUUAAAUAAACAAAUCCAGGAUUCGAUUUGGUAUUCGGCCAGGAUUCGACCUUUUCAGCAGGAUUCGAACCAAAUCAGAAUCUUAAUU
Messenger RNA from Xenopus laevis (African clawed frog), 1135 nucleotides. RefSeq names its product phospholipase A2 inhibitor and Ly6/PLAUR domain-containing protein. The coding region runs from base 97 to 705 and encodes 202 amino acids. The record is from RefSeq and is a predicted model, not a curated record. The transcript is spliced from 6 exons. NCBI's taxonomy places the organism in Eukaryota, Metazoa, Chordata, Amphibia, Anura, Pipidae.